GUCUACAAACAGGACACAAACUGCAGUGUACUGUUUGAACUUAGCAUCAGUGCUUCAGCAUUAGAGCAUCAACACACUGAUGCUCAUACACACUGUAUUGUUUACAUUUUCACUUAGUGUGUCUGUUAUUGUGUCCAUGUGUUCUGUGAUAUUCAGUUGGUCACACCAACAGGGUUUCAAAGUGGUUGCGUCACACAGAGAGCAUUAAAGUGCUGAGUCAGCUCAGCAGGGACAGGUGGAUGGAGGAAUGGAUGGAGGUGGAUCUGGGUUUGACACCAUCAGCCUGCAAUCAAGACACAGUCAGAAAGUAAAACCUGCUCAUGUAUUUCCAUUCAGGGACAAUUAGAAAACUAAACCACUGAACCUGACUGAGGAACCGGCUGGUUUUUCACUGAACCCUGUGAUUGAUCUACGUGUGCUUUCAGUGUCGUCUUCAAUGUGAACCCUGAGAACUCUGAGAGGACAGAUGAGCUGCCUCGGCUUUGAGUGAGCCUGAUCCAGCUAAAAACAAAGAGGGUUUAGGAGGCGAUACAGAUGGAGCCAGUGACUGAGAACAUCUCCUCACACAAAUAUUUCUUCCUGGUUGGCUUUAGUGAACUCGGAGAGCUGAGGCCGUUCCUCUUCAUCCCGUUCUCCUUAAUGUUUGUUGUGUCACUGUUUGCUAACUCCCUGCUGGUGUACGUGAUCGUUUCACAGAGAAGCCUCCACUCGCCGAUGUACAUCCUGAUUGCCAGCAUGUCGUGCAUUGACCUCAUUCUUCCUGUAUUCUUUGUUCCCCACAUGCUGCUGAGCUUCCUGUUUGACUGGAGGGGGAUCUCUCUCAUUGGCUGCCUUGUUCAGAUGUAUUUCAUUCACUUUUUUGGAACUUUUCAGUCCACUUUGCUGGUAUGGAUGGCUCUGGAUCGUUACUUUGCCAUCUGCACACCACUCUACUAUCAAGAACAAAUGACUUUGGCAAAAUUUCUUAAAUUUGUGAUCCCACUUUUCAUCAGAAAUAUGUUUGUUGUCUUGGUGGUGGUCAGUCUGGCUGGAAAAUUGCCAUUCUGUCUGAGAAAUGUGAUAAACCACUGCUUCUGUGAGCACAUGGCCUUGGUGGAGUUGGCCUGUGGAAGCACCAUCAUUAACAGCCUGGUGGGGUUGAUUUCAGUCUUCUUAGUCCCAGUGACUGACUUCUUCCUCGUCACUGCCUCUUACAUAAUCGUAUUCAACUCUGUGUUGAGGUUAAAAAAAUCAAGUGCCAAAGCUCUUCACACCUGUGUUACACACAUUGUGGUCAUAACUGUUAAUCUGUCCAUCGUACUCAUAGCUUUAUUGUCAUAUCGAAUAAGAAACGGUCUCCCUUCAGCCAUUAGGAUUUUCUUCAGCAUAAUGUACCUGUUGUUUCCAACCUGUUUCAACCCGAUCAUCUACGGCAUCAGAACUACCGAGAUCCGACAGCACAUCCUGAAAACACUGAAAAUCUGA
This is a messenger RNA of Oreochromis niloticus (Nile tilapia), 1464 nucleotides long. Its product is annotated as olfactory receptor 52K1-like. The transcript has 3 exons. Gene Ontology annotation, molecular function: G protein-coupled receptor activity; olfactory receptor activity. The record is from RefSeq and is a predicted model, not a curated record. Lineage: Eukaryota; Metazoa; Chordata; Actinopteri; Cichliformes; Cichlidae. Gene Ontology annotation, cellular component: plasma membrane. The coding region runs from base 535 to 1464 and encodes 309 amino acids. Gene Ontology annotation, biological process: G protein-coupled receptor signaling pathway.